Molecule: messenger RNA, 558 nt
Organism: Trametes versicolor FP-101664 SS1
Lineage: Eukaryota; Fungi; Basidiomycota; Agaricomycetes; Polyporales; Polyporaceae
Exons: 2
Coding region: 1-558 (185 amino acids)
Source: RefSeq, a predicted model, not a curated record
AUGCGGGUCUUUGGCAGGAUGCGUGCGAUGCCGACUUUUGGUCAAGACAAGAUUCGCCGGUUUUGGAAGGAUGUGAGCUCUCGCAAGCAGCUCGCAGCUCGGGACUACGAGGACUUCUUGAUAGUCAUGAUACCUGCAUUUGAAGGGCUCAUGCCACUACGCGACGACCAAACCAUCGCCGACCUGCUCUUCGAGCUCGCAAACUGGCACGCGCUUGCGAAGCUGAGGCUACAUACCGCCGUCACGAUCAAGAUCCUCCGCGCCGCAAUGACACACAUGACGGACGCCAUGCGGCACUUCGCGGCAACAACCUGUGAGCAAUGGGAGACGCACGAGCUCCCUAGGGAAGUUGAUGCCCGCGUGCGCUGUAAGGAGAAGCGCGGUCGCAAUGUACCGCCCGAAGCUCGCGAACGCCGCACAGUGCACUACAACACGCUGAACACCUUCAAGUUCCACAGUGUCCCGGAUUACCCCGAUGCAAUCGAGAUGACUGGCCCGAGUGACACCGGGAGCACGCAAGUAGUAAGUGACCAAAUAUUCGCCAGCUUCCUUUGCUAA